AUGUCCUUCGGGUUCUCCACUGGAGACAUCAUCGCGGUCGGCAAGCUUGUUGCUGAUGUCGUGAAGAGCCUCCAAGACUCGGGAGGGGCCAAAUCGGAUUACCAAGAACUUCUUCGAGAGCUUGAGUGCCUCGAACAAGCUCUCCUCCAUCUCGACCGACUUCAAGCUACCAGCGGCACAUCUACCCGAGAUCUCGACUCGAUAAAGCAUGCAGCACUGAGUUGUCGGUACCCGCUCGAGGCAUUUCUUGCCAAGAUGCGGAAAUACAAUGAUACACUGGGCCUUCGGCCCAAGAAAGGGGCUCUUAUAAGAACGAAUGCAGCCAAGUUGCGAUGGUCACUGGGGAAGAAAGAAGAGGUGGCGAAGUUGCAAGCUUACCUGAGCGUGCACUUGGGAACCAUCAACGUCCUCCUCAGUGAAUAUGAGUUGGAGGCCCUUGGUGCGCUCUCACAGAAGACUGAGGGGUUUCACAUGCAUGUCCGAGCCACGCUUGACGGCGUGCGAAAGGUGGUGGACAUCACUGCUGGAAACAUAAAUGCACAGAGUCGACUCGUGGGGGCCAACAAUUCUAUGCUUACCACGCUGUACCAAUUGGUCUGCGGUGAGCUGUCGACAAGCUUCAAGUCCCUGCUCAACAUGGUUUCCACUGUUUGUUUAACCACGCAGCAGAUCUACAGUGUCGUCCUUGAAAUCAAAUCCUCAUUGUCAGGCCCGGACACCCGGUGGACAUUCUUCCAGGAUCCCUACCAGGUCGAGGACGCUCUCGGUUUCACGUUCCCCAUUCCCUCUGAAUACGACUUCCACCUCAUAAACGUGAUUAUCAAAGCGCGAUUCCGAAAUGGCCCUGGUUCUGAAUAUGUACGUCUUGGAAUGUAUGAACUGCUCCAGACGAGGGACACUAGCCAAGCUAUAUCUGAAGGAACAUUCCUUCGGCCAGGUACAAAAAUCAAAAUGGCCAUAAUCAUUGAAAUGCCAUAUUUUGGUUGGAUGACUGCCACUUGUCUCAUACCGAAAAACUUCUCAAGGCGAAACACAGUGGUCCCUGGAAGGGGAAGAAUAUGGUGCGUGAUUCCGGAUAGAUGA
Aplosporella prunicola CBS 121167 is the source of this 1083-nucleotide messenger RNA. RefSeq lists its product as uncharacterized. Bases 1 to 1083 code for a protein of 360 amino acids. Lineage: Eukaryota; Fungi; Ascomycota; Dothideomycetes; Botryosphaeriales; Aplosporellaceae. The transcript is spliced from 2 exons. The record is from RefSeq and is a predicted model, not a curated record.